Molecule: messenger RNA, 6140 nt
Organism: Plutella xylostella (diamondback moth)
Lineage: Eukaryota; Metazoa; Arthropoda; Insecta; Lepidoptera; Plutellidae
Source: RefSeq, a predicted model, not a curated record
CGAGCCUCCGCCAGUGCCUUCCGGACCACGAGGCUGCCCGCAUGCGCCGCGCGCCGCGACAUACACACACUUAGCGACACCCUUCCUGACUGAAAAGUGACCUAGGACAGUGCCUAACGGAUUAACCAGUGCAAUAGUGUAUUAAACUAAGUGUUGAAUCUGUGUUUCCGUACCGUAGUACCAUCCGCGAGCUCGUGUCACGUGUGUUUACGAGUAGAUGUGACGGCGCUGGCGCAGGUCGCGCGCCCGUGAGAUAUUCGUGCUCCGCCAUGUUGCAUACCUGAGGAGAGCGGGACGGGGCGAGCGGGACGCAUGAUCGCGCGCGCUGCUCGGGCGGCGUGAUGAGGAGCCGCGCGCUGCCGGCGCUGCUGGCCGCGCUGCUGGCGCUGGCCGCGGCCGAGGUCAUGCAGUCGCGCGCCGUGGACACCGGCGUGGACCUGCGCGCGCCGGAGCGCCAGCCGGCCGGCGAGCCCGUCGGCCGCAUCCCCACCAAGCCCGGCUUCACCUACCGCUUCAACGAGCCCCCCAAGGAGUUCGUCCUCGACCCCGUGUCGGGAGAGAUCCGGACCAACGUCGUCCUGGACAGGGAGGCGGUGGAGCGCUACGCUUACGUGGUGUUGUCGAGCCAGCCGACGUAUCCCAUCGAGGUCCGCAUCCGCGUGACGGAUGUGAACGACAACUACCCCGAGUUCCCCGAGCCGAGCAUCGCCGUGGCCUUCUCCGAGAGCGCGGCGCCCGGCACGCGCCUGCUGCUGGACGCGGCCACGGACCGGGACCUCGGCGACAACGGCAUCACCAACGACUACCGCAUCGUCGACGGAGACCACGAGGGCAAGUUCCGCCUCAACGUCACCGUCAACCCGAGCGGACAGACCUCCUACUUGCAUCUGGAGACCACGGGCAAGCUGGAUAGGGAAGCUAAUGAUUUUUAUAUCCUAAACAUAUCGGGUAGGGACGGAGGAAACCCUCCGAAGUACGGUUAUCUUCAAGUGAACGUGACAAUCCUCGAUGUGAACGAUAACCCACCGAUAUUCGAUCAAAGUGACUUCUCUGUUUCGUUGAACGAAAGUGUGCCGCCCGGGACAACGGUAUUGAAAGUGACGGCCACAGACAGUGAUUUAGGGGAGAAUAGUAAAAUUACGUAUGAGGUGACGGAUACAGAGAAGCAGUUUGCAGUGGAUCCUGAAUCCGGUGUGAUAACGACAACUAAAAAACUUAAUUGUCCAAAAUAUUGCAGUAAUGCGACUUGUAACAUGACAUGCGUGCUUACGGUUAUCGCCCGGGACCACGGCGUGCCGCGACAAGACGCGAGGACAUACGUCACAGUCAACCUGAUAGACGCAAACGAUCACGACCCUGUCAUAACAUUUAUUUACGUUCCAUCAUCCGCCAGCUUCGCAACUGUUGAUGAGAAUGCUAAGAACGGGUCGCUUGUCGCUGCAAUAUCAGUGUCCGACUUAGACGCCGGGCUCAACGGUGUAACGAGCGUCAACAUUGUGGCAGGCAACGAACUGAACCAUUUUCGUUUAGACAACUCAUCUAGUGUACACAUAGUCCACGUCAACGGAGUGUUGGAUCGGGAAGAGAUAAGCAAAUACAACUUGACGGUCGUUGCCACAGAUAAGGGCGCGCCCCCUCGCACUUCGACAGCCUUCUUGAUCAUCCACGUGAAUGACGUCAACGACCACGAGCCUGUGUUUGAGAAGUCUGAGUACUCCGCCGUUCUGAGUGAGCUGGCCCCCGCCGGCACGUAUGUGGCCGGCAUCACCGCUACCGACGAGGACACGGGAGUCAAUGCUGAAAUAUUCUAUGACUUCAGCGAUGGUGACCAACUACAGUGGUUCUCUAUAGACAAUUUUACCGGGCUGGUGACCACAAGAAUGCCUCUAGAUAGAGAAAUUCAAGGAACAGUCGAACUGAACGUCUCAGCUAGAGACGGCGGGCCAAACCCCAAAUUUGCUUACACGCGUUUAAAAAUUACCAUUCUCGAUGAAAACGAUGAGGCACCGACAUUCGCACAAACACAGAUAAAUGUUAGUAUUCACGAGAACAUAAAACCUAUAAAAGAAAUAGUGAUAUUGACCGCGUCAGAUUACGAUCAAGGAACUAAUGGAUCGGUUUCAUACUAUUUACAAUCGAGUGUGGAAAGAAAGUAUCCAAACACGUUCAUAUUAGAUGCAGUUACAGGCCAAUUGAGUACGGUUAUUGAAUUAGAUCGAGAAAAGAUACCGCUGUAUGAAAUUCACAUACUCGCUAAAGACCAGGGCUUCCCGCCUCAGUCAUCGACGGCCACUGUCUUCCUGAAGGUUCAAGACGUAAACGAUAACGAUCCUAUGUUUUAUCCACAAAGGUACAUUGAGUCUGUGAGUGACGAUCUACCCCCAGGAACUAGAAUAUUACAAGUAAAAGCUUUUGACUUGGACGAAGGGGAAAAUGCAAGAAUCAUGUACAAGUUGGAAAGUGGCGGUGAUGGCUACUUUGAAGUAGACUCAUGGACAGGAAGUCUUAUUUUAAAGAAAGAUUUCGGUAAGUCUCCCAAACCCAGUUAUACAUUGACAAUAUCAUGCAAAGAUAAAGGAAACCGUAAGGCGUAUGAAAAUGCCGUUGUUGAAAUCAUUAAGGCCUCUUACCGCAAAAAUCUGGAAUUCGAUUCAUACAAUGGCUAUACGUUUAAAAUUGUAGAAGACGAAGCGACUAACCGAGCUCAAACUGGCCGUUACGUUGGAAAAGUAAGUGUUAGAAAUUCAGUUGCAUCUUUAUCCUAUUACAUAUUUGAAGGUGACUACAAAAAAGUAUUCAAAAUAGAUGAGAAAAGUGGUGUUAUAUCAACUAAUUCAAACAUUGACCGUGAAGAGAAGAUGACUUACAAUUUGAAAGUUAUGGCUAAGAGUAAUUUGGCAUUUGGUUUCACCUAUGUGAAUAUUUCUAUCUUAGACGUGAAUGAUAAUUACCCAACAUUUAUUGAAGACAAAGAUGAGAUCCAUAUACCUGAGAAUAUGGCUGUUGGUCAGGAAGUGUACUUCGCUAGGGCAAGUGACAGGGACUCAGGGGUGAACAGGACAAUAUCCUACUCACUUAGUGACAACCCUGACGACAGUUUCCGUAUAUCAGAGACCACAGGGGUCAUUUACUUGAACAAGCCGGUGACGAGUGAGCCGGGUACUGUUAUGUCGAUCGAAGUGAUCGCCACUGACAACGGCAGCCCGGCGCUCGCCACCAAGCAUUCAAUCAUUGCGAUUGUCGACGAUGUCAAUGACCACACGCCAGUGUUCGACCACACCUCGUACGAGACAUCUCUGUUUGAGUCAACUCGAGUUAACACAAGGUUCUUCGCUAUAUCAGCCUCCGACGCCGAUUUGGGACCAAACGGAAGGAUAUCUUAUUACAUCUCCGAGGGAAAUACGGACGAGAAGUUCGGAAUAUUUCCGGACGGCUUCUUGUAUGUGAAGAAUCCCCUUGACAGGGAGGAGAAGGAUUAUUAUUCGCUGACGAUAGCGUGCACGGACGAGGGCCGGCCGCCGCGCGCGUCGCAGGUGCCCGUCGUGGUGCACGUGCUGGACGAGAACGACAACAGCCCGCAGUUCACCAACACCACCUUCAUAUUCAGCAUUAAAGAGAACGAGCCAGCCGACACGUUUGUUGGAAAACUCACGGCCACAGACAAGGACAUAGGGCGCAACGCCGAGCUCACGUACAGCCUGCCGGCCACGCAGAGCGACUUCAGGAUCGACUCGAGAAACGGAUUCAUAAAGACUUUGAAGUCCUUCGACCGCGAGAGCUUGGUGAACACGACGGGGCAGGACUACAUCACGCUGACCGUCACCGUGCACGACAACGGUCGCACGCGGCUCGCGGACUCCGUGCGAGUCACGGUGUACGUCACCGACGUCAACGACAACGUGCCCGUGUUCACCGGCACGCCCUACGCCGUGGAGGUGUCGGAGGGCGCGUCCGUCGGCGCCUCCAUCAUGCGCCUGCGCUCCUCCGACAUCGACGAGGGACUCAACGGCGACGUCUACUACAAGCUCGUCGGCGGGGACGACAUGGGACAGUUCGCUCUGGACGAGGCCACGGGACAACUGCUGAUAAACAAGCGCCUAGACCGCGAGACGGUAGAUCGCUAUCGCCUGACCGUGGUCGCGCACGACGCCGGCCAGGCGACCCGCCUCACCGCCACCACCACCAUAACGGUCGACGUACUGGACGAAAACGACAACGCACCGGUUUUCACUCAGUCCAAAAUGGAAGUGUCCGUCCUAGAAACGGAGCCUGUGAAUAAGAAGAUAAUGCAGUUCCACGCCACCGACGCCGACCUCGGAGUCAAUAGAGAGCUGCAGUUCUCUAUCACGUCGGGGAAUAGAAAGGAAUCGUUCUUCAUUGAUAGUUUAACCGGUGAGCUGUACCUACACAAGCACAUCGACUACGAGGAGCUGACGUCGUACGUGCUGAACGUCACGGCGACGGACGGCGGCGCCCCGAGCCUCGCCUCCACCGUGGCCUUCACCGUCCACGUCGUCGACGCCAACGACAACGCGCCCGUGUUCACCAACACCGCCAUAGUGCGACAAAUACGCGAGGGAAUCCCGACGCACACGCCCAUCGUCACCGUCACUGCCGAGGACCCCGACUCGGGGCUCAACGGUAAAGUGUACUACUCCAUCAAGCACCAGGAGCCUAAUGACCGCAAGCGACAUUUCGCCAUCAACAACGUUACCGGCGUGAUCCACACUUUAUUGCCGAUCGAUAGAGAAAGCAUCGAUACAUUCCGCAUAACUGUAGUCGCGUUCGACGGAGCGGUGCCGCCCGCCCCGCGUUUAUCCGCCGAGAAAUUAGUCACAGUGAUCGUCGAGGACAUCAACGACAACGCUCCGAUAUUUGUAUCGAUGAACGCAGCGGUGAUCCGCUCGGAGCGGCUCGGGCGCAGCGCGGGGCAGGGCCUGUUCAUCAUGAACGUGCAGGCGCGGGACCUGGACUCCGGGCCCAACGGCCUCGUCACGUACAAGCUGGUCCACGGAGACAGCGAGCUGUUUGACCUGCACCGCAGCUCGGGGGCGCUGUCGCUGCGCUACCCGCCGGCCAGCCCCGACGCGCGCUGGAACCUCGUCAUCAAGGCCACCGACGAGGCGGUCCUUAGUGAGCAGCGCAGCACGGAGACCUACCUCACGGUGAUCCUGGGCGGGCGCGAGCUGCGUGACGUCACGUGGACGAGCCCGGCCAGCGUGGCCGUUGCGGAGAACGAGCCGGCGGGCACGCCCGUGCUGAACCUCACCAACAACUACAAGUCGGGGCUGGAGUACUACAUCGUGAACGUGACGAGCGCGGGGCGGCCCACGGAGCGGCUGUUCGACGUGGACGCGGCGCUCGGCAUCCUGUCCACGGCGGCGCCGCUGGACCGCGACGCCGGCGCCGCGCGCUACGAGGUGCUGCUGUGCGCCGUGUCCACCGACGCGCCGCUACGCACCACCACCACCAAGGUAAAAAAAUCAUUUAUUAAUUAUGCGGAGCUGAAAGGUAAGUAGUACUUUUGCUGUAAAUAAGUUCACUAGCAAUUUGAUUGGCAGGAUUAUUAUAGAAUAGAAUAGAAUAGAAUAGAUUAUUAUAUCGGAUUUUUUCCCUCACAAUUCGUUGGAAAAAUAUAUUUCGAUUAAAAUCAACUACAAAUCAAAUGCUUCGGCCAAAAGAUUCGACAUUUUAUUCGUAUACAACCGUCUGUCCUAUUAAUACAGCCAUAGAGGAGAUGUAAAAUAUGGCCGUAUUUUCUGAAUAAAAAUGAGAUUAAAUGCAAAACUGAGCUAUAAAAGUCGUCGAACCACUUGUUCGAAUAGUUUUGCGACAGCCAUUCUGGCCAUUUUGAGAUAAUAUUAAGUAUUUGGGGGUCUUUGAACUGGCUCGGUAAUAAAAUAUUACAUUUUCUCACUAGUUCUAUUAUAGACUAAAGAUUUUAAAAUUCUGUGUGGCUUUUAUACAUAGAUUUUAUACUUAAUACAAGGUUACCUCGGCGGCGGUUAUUUUUUAUUAGGAAGAAUUUAUUAAAUAUUCUGUGUACAGUCAAUUCUUGAUUAGAGAAUCUGCUGCCACAACAAUAAUUCGUAUUCGUUUUGUUUUAAAUUUAAAUGAUCAAAUCCACACAUGUUACUCAA